Molecule: messenger RNA, 764 nt
Organism: Sorghum bicolor (sorghum)
Lineage: Eukaryota; Viridiplantae; Streptophyta; Magnoliopsida; Poales; Poaceae
Product: dolichyl-diphosphooligosaccharide--protein glycosyltransferase subunit DAD1
Exons: 6
Coding region: 185-529 (114 amino acids)
Biological process (GO): protein N-linked glycosylation
Cellular component (GO): oligosaccharyltransferase complex; membrane
Source: RefSeq, a predicted model, not a curated record
GAAACACGACACGGUCCAGAGAAAUCAAGAGAAAAACCCCGUCCCCCUCGGCUGCCGAAACAGCCUGCCUCUGACCGCCGCCCGAGCCCGACGCGACGCCAGCUGCCCAGGUCUUCGCCGUCGCCGGCGACGAGCACCCACCCAUCACGCGCUCCACCAGUGGAGAAGACGAGGGGAUUUCAAGAUGCCGAGGGCCACCAGCGAUGCGAAGCUUCUGAUCCAGUCCCUUGGCAAGGCGUAUGCCGCCACACCAACAAAUCUCAAGAUUAUUGACCUCUACGUGGUUUUUGCCGUUGCCACUGCCCUUAUUCAGGUUGCUUACAUGGGAUUGGUUGGGUCGUUUCCCUUCAACUCCUUCCUCUCAGGAGUCCUUUCAUGCAUAGGAACUGCAGUUCUUGCUGUUUGCCUCCGCAUUCAAGUGAACAAAGACAACAAAGAAUUUAAGGAUCUUCCCCCAGAAAGGGCCUUUGCUGACUUCGUCCUGUGCAAUCUGGUGCUCCACCUGGUGAUCAUGAACUUCCUCGGAUAAGCAACUGCUGCACCAUGUGGUUAAGAUUUUGUAGCCCCAGAUUGUGGACGCUGAUCGUUGCGUUUAAAUGUUUGGAACUAUCAUAAUAUUGAAUAUCCAUAGGAUCUGUUGAAUAUUACAUAUGUAACCUGAGUAUUCCUGGAUGAACUAUUAGUCAAAUGGACAAUUUGUUUGGCUUUUGUUGGUCCAGUGCUGAGAAUUUGAUUUAACACAGGCAUUUUCUUAUUUGAAGAUA